AUGAGCUCCCCGUUCUGUGCCCUUAAGUCGGUGGCAAGGGAGGAGCCGCAGCCCAAAGAGGAGUAUGUCCUUAAAAUCACGAAUUCUGAAGACAGCCAAAACCCCAGCCUCAUUGAGGUGCAGACACUGAUCAUGAAGUUUCUGAGCAAUGAAGGCUUUCCCGUGGGCACCCCGCGGGUCACCAAAAAGGGUGAAAUAAUGUUUCUCGAAUCAAUAGAUGUUGGCUCAGCCACCCAAGGCUAUUUGGUGAGGCUCUUGACCUUCCUGCCGGGCCAAGCGGUGGCCACCGUCCCCGUGAGUCCUCCCAUUCUGUAUGAGGUUGGACAGCUAGCUGCCAAGCUGGACAAAACGCUUGCAGAGAAAUUCCAUAAUCCUUUAAUAAAACAUCUGCACCGAGGCAACUUCAUAUGGAACCUGGCCAACGUUCCUCUCCUGGAACAGUACCUUCCGGCGCUGGCCCAGAAAAGAGAUCUGGAAAUGGUGAAAUGGGUUAUCCAACAAUUCAAGCUUAAAGUCGUGCCAAAGCUAAGCAGUUUCCGGCCCUGUAUCAACCAUGGGGACCUCAAUGACCACAACAUCUUACUGGAUACCGAUUCUGCUUCCCCUGAAAGUCCGCGCUACAGAGUGUCGGGUAUCUUGGACUUCGACAUGAGCUACGGCUGUUAUGUAUUCGAAGUGGCAAUCACCAUCAUGUACAUGAUGAUUGAGAGCCAGGAUCCGCUCGGCGUCGGAGGGCACGUCCUUGCAGGGUUCGAAAGCAUCGUUCCCUUGACCGCCGAGGAGCGAGAUGCCCUCCUCCUCCUUGUGAGCGGAAGGUUUGCUCAGUCUCUCGUGAUGUCCGCACACACCAUUCGGCUGCAGCCCGAGAAUGAAGAGUACCUGAUGAUCACGGCCAAAACGGGAUGGAAGCGCUUGGCGAAGCUUCUUGAGGUGGGCCAGGAAGCCGUGGAGAAGAUCUGGUUUGAGACGGCAGAGAGAUAUGCCUGCAACGACCCACCUAUAGAUCUCGUAUUACAUAGUGAUCAGUCUUGUAUAUUAAAUAUGGGGAAAUAACAAUUCCCAGUGUAAAUACUGCAGGGGUAUUGAAUAAAUGAUGCUAAUUUGCAAGUACCCUUACCCAAGGGUCAUUUCGUAG
Gekko japonicus is the source of this 1135-nucleotide messenger RNA. It is a transcript of the gene HYKK, whose product is annotated as hydroxylysine kinase. The record is from RefSeq and is a predicted model, not a curated record. Gene Ontology annotation, molecular function: amino acid kinase activity. The transcript has 5 exons. The coding region runs from base 1 to 1053 and encodes 350 amino acids. NCBI's taxonomy places the organism in Eukaryota, Metazoa, Chordata, Lepidosauria, Squamata, Gekkonidae.